UCUAAGUUCAGUACAGAAGAGUCUGUUGGGCUGCCAAAACCAAAAGACAACCUACAGCAAUUCUAAGUCUUGGAAGAGACAUAGCAACCUUUGGGAUUAUUGCUUAGCAACUGCAAACACACAGAGGAGUAAAACUCACAGCCCGACUCCACAGCAGGUCUGAGAAAUCCUUAAUUCACUUAAAGAUUUUUAAUGGUUGGGAACAGAUGGGCAUGUAUUAAAUUCCUGUUCAUUUGCAAAGCCACUUUGAAAGCUGGAGGGAUAAGAUCUAUUUUUGAUUCCUGCUCCAAAGUGAUUGAAGCAUGGCUGCUCAGCCAGAAGCAGCAGCCCAAGCUGCAGGUCUAAAACAUCCCAAAGCUGGAGUUAAGAAUUUGUCUGCUACAGAAAUGAAGAGAAAUCAGGGGCAUGAUGAGCUGCCUUGUCUUGGUGAUGAUGCCCGGUGGAAAGAGUGUUUUUAUCAAAAGGUACAUCAGAGGUGUCUGAGUCUGCAGGAGACAAAGGUAAAGAUGAUUCAUGCACAAAAGGCAGAAGAAGAAAAGAUAAAGAAGAGAGAGCCCUGUGACUUGCUGUCCAGAGAGUGGUUCAGUGAAGACAAAGAGUCACUAGAUACUCGUGUCUAUUUGCUUGACAAACUUCUACCUACCUUAAUGGCAGGAAUAGAGGAACUGUCAAUGGAAGUGGAAAAAAAGAAUAUGCUUGCACCCGACCAAGAACCAGUCGAUUUUAACCCUAUUCAUUUUCUUGGAGAGUAUCUGAUGAGGCAUAACCCUCUGUGUGGUAUUUCUACAAAACCAAGCCCAUACCUGAGAGGAAUGAAGAUGGUCCUGGAGGAGCUAAAAGCUGAGAUGCCAGGUACAGCAUCAGAGAGGCUGGCCAGGAUGAAAGCUGAGGUAAAGAGCAAACGUGAGGCCAGGGAGCAGCUGGCUGCUAUGAAGUCUAAAGUGAAAGAGAUGAGAAAGGAGGCUCUGGCAAUUCAGUUCAAGGAGUGGACAGUGGAUGUCAGUGACAGAAUACCUGUUGCACUGGUUCAGAGUGCCCUGAAGUCUUUUCAAGAUGACAUCGCUUCAGCUCCCAUGGAUGUGAAAAAAGCAAUCUCUGACAGGAAGCUGGAAUUUGUAGACACAUUGGAAAAAACAGUAAGCAUAGAUGAAUUCACAGAGUAUGUCCAUUCCUUCACUGAACAUUUUUCAAAUGACAUGUUCCAAGAAAUCCUGAAGCAUCUCCAUCAGUGUGCUGAUGACUUCCAAGAAGCAGUAAGACAUGACAUGUGGAGGCAAAUGUUUGCUGAGCUCUUCCUAGUUUGUGAUUAUGGAAAGGUUGGUCUCUUAAACCGACAAAAAAUACUUGCCCUGCUGAAAGACUUCCAUGACAGAAGCCCUGUGGCUGCCAAGAGGGGAUUCUGCAACCCCAGCCAGUGGCCAAUAAUUGAGCUGCAAGAUAUGGAGCUUGCAGAUUUAUGGGGAGGCCUUGACCAGGAAGUUUGUGUGGAACUCAGUGAAAAGUCAGUCUUGUCUCAAACAGGAAUUUCUGAGGGAGAGAUAUUGCCAUGUGAACCUGCAGAUGAUGAUAGACAAGGCACACAUACAAUGAGAACCAGUGCCAGUGAAGAUCUUUUUGAACAAAUGGAUGUGAGUGAGAGAGCUGAGACUGGAGGAAUUCCUAAGGAAGAACACCAAGCACCAGAAUCAACUGGUGCUGAGUUGAGAGAGGAAGGUGAGAACACAGUGUCAGCAGCAAAAAGCACUGAUUUUGAGGGUAGUGAUUUGGAUGGAGGUACCACACACAGUGAGAAACCCAGUUUCCAUGAAGAGAUUGAAACUGAGAGGCAAACUGAGUCUGCAGGGGCAGACACACAAGAGGAAGCUUUCCAAGGAUCAGCCUCUACAGAAUACAGUCUCAGAAGAGAUGGAGAACCUGGAGCUGAAGAACAAAAGAAGGAAGAGGAAUUUAGCCUGGGUAGAGAACCUGAUACAGAAACAAAUAGGGAAGAAGAUCAUCCUAUCUCAGACAGAGAACCUGGCUCAGAAGGGCAAGUUAGUCAGGAGGGGGACAACUGGAUUACAGAGACAACCAACACAAUCUCAGAACCAGCAGCUGAAGCUUCAAUCAUGACCUCAGAAGACAGAGCUGUGACAGAUAUGGAUGUCAUUGAUUCAAACCAGGAUGCUCCUGUUGCAGAGCUUGUGAAAGAAACUCCUGCAAGAAAAGAGAGUUUUUCUAGACAGCAUAGCAGCCAGGUUGGCCAACAGACAAGCUCAGAGACAAGACCGCAGGAUGAGGAUGUUCUGCAAGACCGGGACUUACGUCCCAUCAUGGCAGAGGUUCAGAAUCGUUGGGCUUCUCAUGCUAGGAGUGCCUUUGAUGAAAGCUGCCUCAACCUGCCACAGUUUGUACAGCUCAUGGAGACAUUUGUUGGUGAAAACAUUUCUCUGCCUACUGUGAAGAGGCUUAUUGCAUUUAUCAGAGAACAAUACAAACAGACAGAAGAAGAAAAAACUGAACAACUAGAAAAAGCUCAGCGAGUCUCCUGCUUGGCCCAACGGCAACUGCUUCUGGAGGCACUUUUUGAGAAGUGGGACAACAAUGCAUCUGGGUUUCUGGAUCUAGAAGAGGUAGAUGCUGUUCUAAACACAUUCAAGGAAGGGAUGGAAAAAGAGGCUGUGAGGAAGGCAAAGAACCAGCUUUGCACCCGUUACCCACAGCUCAGCAGAGUGGGGAAGCUAUCCCCAAAGGCAUUCCAGAGUUUCCUUGAGUUAGUUGCUUCUGAGUUCACUGGUGAUGAGGAUGAAGCUAUUGAUAAUUUGGUAGAAUUUCUGACCACAAGUGUGGAACGAAGUGACAUGGAGUGCUUGAAGAGCUUUGAGAGGAGGAAAUGGCUGUACAAUAUCCAGCAGGCAGCUGAGACCAGUGGAGCAAGCAUGGAACCAGUUUACAAAGCAGUGUUCAAGGCCCUUUCCCAGGAUGCAGAAGCCCAUGGGGAUAACAAGAAGAUCAGUUCAUAUAUUGCCCUUUUGGAAGAGAACCAGCGCUCACCAGAGCGGGGACAGAUUCUCCUACACUAUGUGGCAUGUACAGCAGAUGAUGCUCCAUAUGUUCUGAACCAGAUACUGUACAAAGACAUGAAAGGAGUAAGCUUUGCAGCUGUUGAAGAAGGAAAGCCAAUCCAUGUUCCAAAUGUUCAGCUCCAUGGAAAUAUGCACUUCUGGAACUAUGACCGCCCCCCGGAGGACAGAAAAGGUUCGUUCCUGGUGCUGCCACUGCAAGAUGCUCAUUGGAGAGCCUUUGGCAUUCUAGGACUUGACACUCUUCGGGACCAGCAUGAGGAAACUGUCAUCAUGGCCCAUGAGAUCAGUUUUUAUCAGGGAGUUUCUCGUGCAUUCAGCAAAGCCUACCUCCACAUCUGCAUACUGGAAAAUGUUCUACAAAUAGCUGUUACUGCUCUGGAAUGGUUGUAUCCCAGGGCACCCAGCAUCCACACUGUUUCUAUGUACCUGGUGGAACCUGGCAAAGACAAGCCUUGGGAUUACGCUCUGCGCAAGAUGGUCACUACACACAAUACAGGACAAAAAGAGAUUCAUAGCAGUCCUGCUCUUCUCCUCAGAAAAGAAAACCUCUUAAGAAAUUACCUAUUUAAGUGCACAGACAGUUCAGAGGUCACUUGCAUUUCUCUCUGGGGAAAGCACCACAUUGCAGUACCUCUCCGUGACCUGUCAGGACAAGCUUUUGGCAUAUUUGAUAUCAGCAUUGGACAGCACCAGAAAUUACCACCUCAUCAACAAAAGGACCUGCAGAAAAUGCUAAAGAUGGCCCAAGCUGCCUGCUGGGAGAUACUGAAGAAGUCUACAGAGGAAACAGAACCAGCCUGUGUACUGGAGGCAGAACGCUUGGCACGUUUGAAGAAUGCAGGGAUUCUGUUCCACCGCUUCAUGCUGCAGGACCUGCGUGAGUGCAUCCGGAACCUGGAUGCCGACAGCUUUGCCAAGAUAAAGCGCCAGGGAGAACCACCAGCUCUGGUACAUAACAUAGUCAAGGCUGUGCUGUUGCUUUUCCAUCCAGACUGGAAGGGCUCAGAGGAGACGGAGAACUGGAGUCAAUGUAAACUGAAACUUGAUGACAAUUUGAUUCAGGAGAUUUAUUGCUUUGAUCCAACUGCUACAUCUGUGCACAUUCAAGUUGAGCUGCUGCUGGACUGCAUCACUGGUAAAUAUCAUCAACUAAUUGUGAAAUUACCAGACAUGGCUCAGCAAUGGAGCACUGCCAACGCCUUCAGCACCCUUCGGGUCGCCUCGGCCUCGUUCGUUUUGGCUAGUCCCAGCCCGGUUUGCCUCGGCCUUAUUCGGCUCGUCCCGGCCCUACUCCCCUCUACGCAGGCGACGCGGACCGCCAGCAACAAGCCCUUCCCUUAUCGGCACUUUCGCCACUCGCCAAAGCGAGUUAAAAAACUCGCCCCCAUUUUCGGCCCUCGCCGCACUCUGUCCGUUUCCCUUCUAGAGCGGGGCCGCAGCGCGGUGCGUCGGGAGCCUCCGAGACGAGUGUCUCGGCCGUGA
Molecule: messenger RNA, 4547 nt
Organism: Dryobates pubescens (Downy woodpecker)
Lineage: Eukaryota; Metazoa; Chordata; Aves; Piciformes; Picidae
Gene: EFCAB5
Product: EF-hand calcium binding domain 5
Exons: 19
Coding region: 303-4547 (1414 amino acids)
Molecular function (GO): calcium ion binding
Source: RefSeq, a predicted model, not a curated record